AUGGCUGUAUCCGUGCGGUCGCAUCUCGGCCCAAUGGUGGUUCGCAUGGCGACAUGUUUGUUGGCCAUGCAGUCGUCUUGCGUCGGCUUCUUACCUGGGAUGACGAUGAGCAGGAAGGAGAGCAUGGGCUGCUGCAGGAUGUGCAGACCCGUUAUCAUGCAAGAAGCAAGGGAAGGGACAGACAGGCAGAAGAAGCAUGUCUUUCUGAUCGGAGCUCGCGAUGCAGGGAAGAGAUGUUUGGGGGAGCUCGUUGCUCCCCGACUGCAUGCAAGCUACCGAGAGUUGAGGAGUGUCGAGAUGUUGAGGAACUUCAUGAACAAGUUCGACGAGUGCGAGCGCAGUGAGGUCUUGGCGUGUACAUGUCCGGAGUGGGAGAAGCCUGAAUGUACCCGGCUCCUAGAAGGCCUGCAGGAAGAAGGGCACCUCGUCAUUCAUAUCAAUCGAGAUGCUCAGCAUGAAGACAAGAGGAGCUCGUUGAGAUCGUCAGCAGGGCGAGCCGUUCGCUGGGACAAGAUCCCUUAUCGCUUCACCAACAUGGAUUACGAUUGGAGCACGACGGACAGGAGCAUGGCGAGCAUUGCAAGGGAGAGGGCAGCUCAAGAUCUCCACUUCCUGAUCGUUCGCCUCGUCCAUUUCCCAGCAUGCCCGAUCCCUCUAGGCUCUUUCACCGUCCCUCUUGAGAAGCUGCCGAUGCAGUCAGAGGAAGGGCUAUGGCGUGAGAUCGCUGCUGUAGAGAGCGGGGGGGAUGCUCUAGUGUUCCGUGUGGACCUGUUGGAUGAAACCGAGGCAGCCGCGAUCGAGAGGAGUUUCGCCAAGAUCAGGCGCCUCUCCCGCCUUCCUAUCAUCUGGACUGUGCGCAGCAUCGCACAGGGAGGGAACUUCCGGGGCUCGGAGGAGGAAUACACGGAGCUGAUGAUGCUCGGGGUGGAAACGAGCUUCUCGUUUGAGGUACAGGAGAAGAUCAUGAAGUCGAAGCGGCAUACUCGCAUAAUCUCCUCUACCAUAGACCCCGAUGAACGAUUCUACACAGCAGGCGAGAUUUACAUGACGCUGAAGUUGGCGGCGAACGCCUUUGAGGGUUUGGUCGACGUGAUCAGACUGACCGUCACCUCGUCGUCGGCCGAUCAAGUCGUGGAGGUGCAGGAGGGGCUGAGAAGUUUCAGGGCGACAGAACGGACGUGUGCGAGUGUUGUCUGCAAUGGAGAUGGGACGAGCGAGUUGUCAAGACUGUACAACUCAGUCUUCACACCCACCCGACAGGCGCAUGGAGGAGCUGAAGGAUCUGAAGGAGCUACAGGAGGUGGAGGAGGUGCAGGAGGUGGAGAUCACGGGGAGAGUCGACCACUGACGGCCUCGUCGCUUUUCUCGAGGAGGGUGCAGCAGCGGCUAAUUGCUCCGAGGACUUUCUGUAUCAUCCCCGAGGGUGAGAGGAGCGAGAGGCUACGAGCAAUGGUCCGGAGGGCCUUCACAGAAGCCGGCCUUGACGGGGUCUUCCGGGUAGAGGACGGGGCGAAAAAUGUUUCCUCCUUCGAACAGAUGCUGAGGCUACCGAGUCAGGGGAUGGGGGGAUGGACCAGCGAGGAUGUGACGUGGAAAAAGGCAAGUGACCAUGUUUCGGCCUUGACCCCGGCCUGUGUCAAGGGGGAGCAUGCGAACUUCUUCACAGUGCUGAUGAGCAGCGGGGGAGAGCUCUACCUGCAUGCCGACGAGUACAAGUCCCAGAGCGUCGGGAGGAUCCUGAGGGGGAUGUUCGACGAGGAGGUGAUCGAUCAGAGGAGAAGUUCCUCCCAACCUCUCAAAGUUCUCUUGCUCGGAGAGGAGAAGGAAGUCAGGGCAGCGGCUGCCGCUCUGAUCUUGAUGCCCUUGGGGUUUGUCUCUGCUCCCAUAUCGUUCCUGAGCCCGUCGGGAUCACCGCAGCAACUCCCCUGCGUCGAGAGCAUCGAUCUCUGCGACGUGGCGUGCUCAGCGUUCGACCUGGUUAUCUGCAGCCAGGGCAAGUUGGAAGGAGAGGAGAUCCGAUCUGCAGUCGAGCACGCAGAACAUGUCAUCGACCUUGACAGCGAUGAGAUGCUGAAGGAGGAGUCGAUUUCUGUCUUGAUGGUGAGAGAAGGACUUCUUGUGGAUGAUGAUGGUGAUUGA
Molecule: messenger RNA, 2139 nt
Organism: Guillardia theta CCMP2712
Lineage: Eukaryota; Cryptophyceae; Pyrenomonadales; Geminigeraceae
Exons: 8
Coding region: 1-2139 (712 amino acids)
Molecular function (GO): 3-dehydroquinate dehydratase activity
Source: RefSeq, a predicted model, not a curated record